Pyrenophora tritici-repentis Pt-1C-BFP is the source of this 624-nucleotide messenger RNA. NCBI's taxonomy places the organism in Eukaryota, Fungi, Ascomycota, Dothideomycetes, Pleosporales, Pleosporaceae. The record is from RefSeq and is a predicted model, not a curated record.
AUGCCCUCAGACAGUCCCCUAUCCGAAGAUUACUCCUGGCAAAAAGCAAAACCCCUCUGGAUCCUUGUCAUCGUGAUCGGUACCCUACUCGCCCUAUACAUACUGUACAAAAUCACACGCUGCAUACUCCGGCGCUGGGAAAACACUCACGCCCGCGUCUCCACCGCAGGGCCGUUGGGCGGUGACGCUGUCGAUUCAUCAACAACUACCCCACGGUGGGACGAUGCCAGGGCUAGGGAGAGACAUAGUGAUGGAGAGAUUACAAGACCCGCAACAGCGGUAACACGACAGAACAGUUCCAACUCUAUUCUACCAAGGUAUGAAAAGUUCGAUGAAGAUGGCAAGUGUAGGGAGGAAGUCAAGGUAGAGAAGAGAGGGCGGUAUACUUAUGCGCUGGGGGAGAGCAGAGGGGGUAUUCCAGAAAGCCACUAUGUCGGAAACAAGAUCUCUACGUCCCUCUACCUCUUCGAAACAUGCACACAAGAUCAAACCCGUUAUGCUACACUAGGACCUCUUGUACUUACGCCAUUCUUCAACGCGAAACCGCGCCCGCGUUUGACCUUCUACUUUGACCGUCCAAGGAGUUCGUUUGUUCGAACAAGAGCAGUGGGGCAAGAGAAUUAA